AUGAUGGCGACCGAGACGACGUUGGCGGAGCGGGGGGAGAGUGUCGGGGUGAUAGAGAGUCAUGGUGUGGCACAAGAGAAUGGGAAGAGGAGGAAACUCCAUGGGCGCGCCUUCUAUGAGAGCAUCGGGAGUCCGAAGCUCGUGCUUGCGCCCAUGGUGGAGCAGUCUGAGUUCGCAUGGCGACUGCUCUCGCGCUCCUUCCUCCCAGAGUCUCAGCAAAAGAACCUCCUAGCGUAUACCCCAAUGUUCCAUUCGAAAAUGUUCGGCGAAAAGAGCAAUUAUCGCGACGCCCACUUUCAGCCCCUCAAGUCGACCGUUCCUUCCCCCAUCGACGACUACCACUUAUCCCAGCUGCGCGAUUCGGAUAGACACCUGGACGGUAACCCAGUCUUCGACAGACCCCUUACUGUGCAAUUCUGCUCAAACGACCCCGACGACUUUCUGCGAGCGGCUAAACAUGUGGCGCCCUUUUGCGACGCGGUGGAUCUGAACUUGGGCUGUCCGCAAGGUAUUGCGAAACGAGGAAAAUAUGGCGCAUUCCUACAAGAGGACUGGGAUCUCAUCUCGAGGAUGAUCCGUAAGUUGCAUGAAGAGCUGGACGUACCUGUAACCGCCAAGAUGCGAGUUCUUGAGACACCAGAGAAGACACUGGCAUAUGCCAAGACGCUCUUGGAUGCCGGCGCCAGUAUCAUCACUGUACACGGGCGACGGAGAGAACAAAAAGGUCAUAAUACCGGGUUGGCGGACUGGAAAAUGAUCCGCCACCUGCGUGAAAACCUGCCCAAAGAGACGGUCAUCUUCGCAAACGGGAAUAUCCUGCAGCACGAAGAUAUUGCCAAGUGUCUAGAGGCGACAGGAGCAGAUGGUGUCAUGAGCGCCGAGGGAAACCUCUACGAUCCCACCAUCUUCGCCCCACCGCCGCCGCCGGGCCAAGAAGGACGUGAGUAUUGGCGCGGUCGGGAUGGCAAAGGGGGAUACAGGAUGGACGCCGUCAUGCGCCGAUACAUGGAUAUCAUCCACAGAUACGCACUAGGCCAGGAACCCCCUUCACGGAAACCUCUCUGGAUGCCGGGAGACAUCGAAGAGCCUGCAUCGCAAACGCAUGGCAAGCCAGAAGACGCAGAAGACGACGACGAAGGCCCCCCAAAAAAGAAAAGGAAGCAAAUGUCUAAAUCGGAAAAGAAGAAGGAAGCUUCAAACCCUAAUCUCACAGCCAUGCAAGCACACCUCUUCCAUCUCCUCCGUCCACUAGUUGCCGAACACCACAACGUGCGCGAUGCACUGGCACGCUCACGAACCGCCGAUAUCGACGCUUUUGAAAACGUACUCACUCUCGUGGAAAAGGCCGUCAAAGAAGGAAUUCAAAAAUACGAAUUCGAACACGCAGACGUCACGCCAUCUGUAUCUGAGCCCGAAGAACCACCAACAGAGCCCCUCGACCCAUACGAAUCCUCGCUAGCGACCGUCGCACGCGUCAAGCGCCCAUACUGGGUAUGCCAACCGUAUGUUCGCCCACUGCCCAAGGAAGCUAUUGAAAAGGGGAGCAUGACGAUGAGUAAGAAGGAGAAGAAGAGGUUGGGGCUCGAGGCUGAACAGAAGGCGAAGAAGAGUGAGGGGGAGGUUGAGGAUGUGGGACUUGUGCCUGGGGGACGGGUGGAAGAGAGGGUCGCGAGGGAUGGGGAGGUUGUUGAGGAGCCGAGGGAUGGGGUGGUUUGUGGCCCCGAAGAGGGCGAGUGUUACGACGACGAGACACGCAUGACCAUCUUCGACCGAGAGGCUGGUUUCCAGACCGACGAAAUCCGCCUCGAGGACAUUGCCUAUGAACUCGCAAACGGUCUCGCAAUUGCAUACUGGGCAGAUGCGACUUAUAGUGGAGAUGGAUGCAGAGAAGGUGUCAUAGGGGCUGGCGUAGUAGGAGUAUCAGGCGCAUUCAGGUACUCUCUUGCAAAGAAUGGCGGCCGCUACACAAGUGGUAGCAACGACGCAGAACUCUUCGCAAUCUCCCUGGCCUUGGAUCAUGCCAAGAACCAGGUCCAGAAAGGAGCACAGUUUCGGCUUGUCCGCAUCUACACUGAUGCACAAGGCAUUCUAGACGGCCUCAACUGUUACACUCCGUUGAAACGAACACUCGGCCCCCUGAUACCUGGAGAGAUGACGGCCCUUGAAGUGCUCGCGAACCUGAAACUCUCCAUGAUGAGGAAACCACCGGUGCCCGGAAACGAAAAACCAACGCCCGAAAAACCACAACGUCCUUUGGAAACGCCCGGUCCACUCCAGCACGCUUCUGAACCUCUCCACCAGCCCGCACGAGCAAUAGGCCACAGAGUAACUUUUAAAAAGCUACCGGAGCGUGAACGAUGGAAUAUUGGAGUUAUCGCGAGGGUACUACUUGGAUACAUGUCUUAG
This is a messenger RNA of Pyrenophora tritici-repentis Pt-1C-BFP, 2406 nucleotides long. RefSeq names its product tRNA-dihydrouridine synthase. The record is from RefSeq and is a predicted model, not a curated record. Gene Ontology annotation, molecular function: flavin adenine dinucleotide binding; tRNA dihydrouridine synthase activity. NCBI's taxonomy places the organism in Eukaryota, Fungi, Ascomycota, Dothideomycetes, Pleosporales, Pleosporaceae. Gene Ontology annotation, biological process: tRNA processing.